AGCGCCUCUGUUUGGCCCACGACACAGAGGCUGCACAGUCAUUGAGAGGUGAGUGUUACUGUCCGGGUGUGCUUGGUGUGGGGAGACGUGUAGGCGCCGAGUGUGCACCCUCGACGCGUUACAACAGGGAAGAGUUGAGUCCAGAUAUAGGGAGGAUUAUGACAGGCAGUUUAUGAGUCCAGGGACGGGGAACGUGCGGGCGAUCCCGGCAAACAGUUUCUCAGCGCGCGCUGUGAGAACAAUGGAGCGCGCGUGCGCUCCUGCACCCCGCCCCCUCCGGAGCCGCCGAGAGGAGAAAAGGCGCACAGGGCUUAAGAGUGACGGGCAUUUAGAGGCGCUCCGUCACAACAGGUAUUUCGCCCUUCAUUCCUGACAUUUUUGAGGAGUGUGACUAUGCACCCUCACAAGUGACUGACCAUCUGGACCCAGGCAGGUCACUGACAUCUGGAGCUUUCCAGUGGCACUCUCUACCAACUCACCUGGCGACUUCCUCCUCUCCUCUAACUCACUUGUUGUCUUCAGGUCAGGCGUUCAGUCCUUUGGCUGUUGUUUCUAAAAGCAGGGCCAGGGAAAACAACUGGUAGGAUCAGGAAUAAGAGGCGGUCUGAAAUACUCACCGAUACACCAGUGAAGCAAGCAUUGAUGGAAGAAGAACAGAGAAGAAGCCAAAUUGUAGGAAAGAUUAGGCCUAUCUCAGGAAAGAAUAAAGGCAAGCAAAAGAAUAAGGGUAGACAGCCCACCAAGAAUAUUUUGAAGAAUUCUGAGGCUUCAGACGAGGAAACCUUAUGUGUUGUCUGUAUGGAGCCAUUUGGAAACUCGAAACCAAAGGAAACAUGGGUAAAAUGUGCCCUAUGCAGUCUCUGGGCCCACCAAGUCUGCACUCCAGGGUUACAAACAUUCAUUUGUCACCAUCGUGGCUCUGAUUAAAAAUACACACACAUACACACACACACAGACAUUGUUUUUUGUUAGACCUACAUGUUCUUUGUACAGCUACAUUGUAGUUUUCAUUUGGCAUACAUACCAUUAAGGAAGUUUGUUAUAGACAAGUUUACGCACGCACGCACGCACGCACGCACACACUCCUGAGUCAAACAGAAAGUGGAUUUGAGUUAUGGUCAGUCACAAAGAUAGAGAGAGACAUUGUUCUGAAUCAUUCAUUAGUUUCAAUAAACCUCUUUUUGAAACACAUCACAUGGUGUGACCCCUGUUUAUCUUUUUUGUCUACUUGUUACAACUUACCCCAGCAUGUGUUACAACCUAUACCCCGGCAGUGGGGUAGGUUGUAACACAGGAUCACCAUGUAUUUGACAUCUCCUCAUCAGGUCUGUGAUAUUCUUGCAGAGGUUUGAAUUGGUGCCUUUUGUCGUAAACAAAUGUGGGUACUUUGUAUUAAAGUUAGAGAACUGUACCUCAAAAAUUCAGCGAGUUGAAGGUGCUGAAACAAAAAAUGUUACAACCAUACCCAGUCUCCCUAUGUUAUAAAAGACUAACUUUAAGGGCCUAAAGAGAUGAAAUUAAAAGUCACCAAAAACCUACUGAGCUUCAUACAAACUUUUUCUUUUCCUCUUUCAUUAAUCUUUUCACAGACUUGCACAUUUAUUUUGCGACAGGGUCUUUGUUGUCUAGGCCCCUAAUUGGUGCAACUUCCUGCCUAAGGAUAUUAACCAGAUAAAAUUAAAAUUUACAGAUUUGAACAAACCUUUAAAGUUGCAAACAUUGAUUUGAUGAGUCGUGUUGACAUAAUAAUACUGGUAAUUACAUUCACCCAAAAUGUUGUGUUGAUUGACUUAUAGCAAAAGUUCACAUUAUGGUAAAUUAAUUAAAUUGUCUUUUUCUUCUCACCUUGUGGUCAGGAUUUAAAAUCUUUAAAAACAAAAAACUCGUAUUUAUUCUAGUAAUUAUUAAAAAAUCGGUAAUUUAAAAUGCCACUGAGUGUAAAGACAAAUUUGCCCUUAUGAUUAUAGUUCAUUGGUUGAACAUAAUUUUGAUAUAAGUUGUCACAACUCAAAAGGACCAAUGUAAAUUGUUGCAUUAAUAUAUUUUGUUAAGCCUAAACAUUAUUUUUCAGAGUGGAGAUGCAGGUGACAGAGGAAAGGCUGAGCGGUGAUGAGGAAGGGUGCAGAGAACUCCACCAUUUGAUGUCUAAGAAUCAUUUAUCAGCUCUGCUUGCCCAGUAAUGUGAUCCUGUCCCUCAAAAUGGUCGCCAACUGUCCACUACUAUUUCCAAUAUUUGUUUCAUGGCCUCCAUUGCUUUGUACAGAUGUUGUGUGUUGGAAAAACAAAUACUUAUUCCCCCAUAUUUAUAAAAUAAAUAACAUUCAAUAAAGUGACACAUGCUAAGUUUAUAUAUUUUUUCAGUAGACCGUUUGGCUAACUAAGACUCAGUCACUCACUCGGUUUAAAAACACUUCUUACCAUUUAUAUACAGUCUACGCUUCUUACAAACGGCAUACGUUUCCCGCCUCUCCACAUCCUGCUUCCUUUAGCUGCUCUGGCCCUGGAGAAGAUUAGCUGCUGGAUUCAUCUCAGUCAGUCACGUUAAGAUGAGUUACCUGAAACAAAUUGAGGUUGAAAACUUUAAGUCAUGGCGGGGAAAGCAAGUUAUCGGUCCGUUCAUGCGGUUUAACUGCAUAAUUGGCACAAAUGGCUCCGGCAAGUCAAAUGUGAUGGAUGCCGUGAGCUUCGCUAUGGGGGAGCGGGCCGCCGCUCUCCGAGUGAAGCACCCCGAGGACCUGAUCCACGGAGCCCACAUCGGGCAGCCAGUGUCGGACACCGCCAGUGUGGCCAUACGGUUCUGCGACGACGAGGACCAAGAGACUGUCUUCAGUCGGACCAUCAGUGAGGCCUCCUCUGAGUAUCGGAUCAAUGGUGUACGUCUGACUUUGGCCGAAUACACGGAGGAGCUCCAAAAGAUUGGUAUAGUGACCAAAGCUCAAAACUGUCUGGUGUUCCAGGGGGCAGUGGAGUCCAUAGCUUUGAAGGACCCAAAGGAGAGGACCAAGAUGUUGGAGUGCAUCAGUCAAUCCAAGGAAUUCGCUACAGAAUACCACAAGAAGAAAGAGGCUCUGCUGAAGGCCACAGAGGAUACACAGUUUCACUUCAACAAGAAAAAGUCUGUCAUCGUUGAGAGGAACCUGGUCUCACAGGAAAAAUUUGAGGCCGAGAGAUAUCAGGAAUUGUUGGAUGAGCUUCAACAAAACCGUAUGCAGCUGACUCUGGCUGAGCUCUACCAUAAUGAAAAAGGCAUCACAGCUUCCAGUGACACCCUGAGGGACAGACAGCACGCAGCAGCUGCUAAGAAUGAGACACUGGUAAACUCAGAACAGACGGUCAAAACCCAAAAGAAGGAACAUGGUCGCCACAUGAGAGAGCAGCAGCACAUUGAGAAGGAGAUCCGAACACAGGAGCAUAUCCUAACCCAGUCUCGGUCCCAGUAUGUCAAAGCCAAAGUGAACACCUCUCAUCACAUGAAGAAGGCUGAGGAGGCCCGUUGCAGCCUAAAGAAGAGUCAGAAGCUGUUGACUAUUAAAGAGCAGGAGCUGGCAGAAGAUCGGCAGGAAAUUGUUGAACUUGAAAGAACCUGGAAGAAUUAUGAGAAGCAGGUCAGAGAACAGGAAGCUACCCAGAGGAGAGACAUUGAGCUGGAUGAGGAUCAGUUGGAGCGAUAUAAGGAGCUGAAGGAGCUGGCCCGAAAGCAGGGGGCUGUCCUCAGACAGCAGGAAGAAAAACUUCACUGGGAGGUGAGAGCGGACUGCGAAAAGAUGGCUUUCGACAAGCGCAGACAUAAGGAAGUAGAGGUUUCCAUCAGGAACAAUCAAACUCAACUGGAAGAUUUGACACACAGAGCAGAGAAGCUAGAGGAGUACACCAAGACCUGCAUGUCGUCCCUUGAGGACUACCGUCAGCGGGAGGAGAGGCUGAGUGCAGAGCUGCAGCAAGGUAGUCAACGUAGCGAGGAGGUGAACCAGGAGCUGAACCAGGUGAUGGAGGAGCUGGGUAACGCCCGUCUGGACAGGCAGGAGAGCAAACGGCAGCUGCAGCGCAAGGAGGUGCUCGAGAAGCUUCGCAGGCUCUACCCCAAGACUGUGUAUGGCCGACUGUCUGGCCUGUGCAACCCUAUCCAUAAGAUGUACCUGCUGGCUGUCACUAAGGUGUUUGGCCGCUACAUGAAUGCAAUCGUGGUGGCAUCAGAGAAAGUAGCCCUUGACUGCAUCACUUUCAUCAAGGAGGAGAGAGCUGAACCUGAGACAUUCUUGCCUAUUGACUACUUGGUGGUGAAUCCUUUGAAUGAGCGACUGAGGGAGAUGCCUGGUGCCAAGAUGGUUGUGGAUGUUGUACAAGUUCAUCCUGGCAUAGCUGCCGCCCAGCUGAGGAGAGUGGUGCAGUUUGUCUGUGGCAAUGCCCUGGUGUGUGAAACCAUUAAAGAAGCCAGGAGUAUGGCUUUUGACAGACAUGAACGCUUCAAGACAGUUUCUCUGGAUGGAACAUUGUUUGCAAAAUCAGGUACAAUCUCUGGAGGAUCCAGUGACCUGCGCAGCAAAGCUCGCUGCUGGGAUGAGAAGGACAUGAUGCAUCUGAAGGAACGCAAGGACCAGUUGGUCAUUGAGUUACAUGACUUAAUGAGGUUGAAGAGAAAGGAGUCAGACCUGAGACAGAUCAUUGUGGAGGCUCAGGGAGCUCAGACCCGUCUGAAAUACUCUAAAGCUGAGUUGGAAAACCUUAGGAAGAAAGUCAUUGUUAAAUGCCAAGCGGAGAUUUCUCAAAUGAAAAGUGAAUUAGCAAACCUGAGCUGUCAGAUUCAGAUGCAGCAUGAGAGUGUGGAGGCCAAGAAUGAAGAGAUAAAAGCGAUUAGAGACCAGAUUGACCAGAUGGAGGACUUGGUUUUUUCAGACUUCUGUGCUGAUAUUGGCAUGGACAACAUCAGGGAGUAUGAGCAGGAGCACUUGAAACAGCAGGCAGAGCUUGAUAAUAAAAGGCUGGAGUUUGAGAUUCAGCACGGCCGCCUGACUGCACGGAUGGAAUAUGAACAACACCAAAUGGAGCAGCUGAGGAAGAAGCUCUGCAAAAUGGAGGAUACCAUCAAUGAGGAGGAAAGAACCAUGGCUGAGGAGAGAAAAGAUGAGAUGAGGCUGUUGGAGGUGGUGGAGGAGGGUCAGAAUAAGCUACUGGAGCUGAACAACCAGCUGCUCUCUAAGAAAAGCCAGGUGGCUGCUGUCAAAGCUGAGCUGGACCAGAAAAAUCAAAGCCUUCAGCAGAUUAACAAAGAGUUGGUGAAGCUUCAGCGAGAGGUGAUGUCUGCAGAGACUGCCUUGGAGCAGAAACGCUUGACUAGACAUAACAUGCUGCUGGCCUGUAAGAUCCAGGACCUGCCCAUCACUCUGCUGUCAGGGAGCCUGAAUGAAAUCAGUGAUGUGCAGCUGGAGACAGACUCUGAAAGCACUUCAGUCACUAUGGACGUCUAUGAGAGAGAGGCACAUCUAGUCAUUGACUACUCUGAACUAGAGGCAGAGCUCAGGGGUCUGCAGGCUGAAGAGGAGGUUGAGGCCUACCUGACGAGACUGAGUGAAACAGUGCUCUCCAUAGAGGGAGUGUUAAAUCGCACCGCCGCACCCAACCUGAAGGCUCUGCAGAAAAUGAGGGAGAUCAAGGACAAGUUACAGGGAAUGACAGAAGCCUUUGAUGCCAGCACUAAAGCAGCCAGGAAGUGUAGUCAGGAGUUUGAGCAAGUAAAAGCCCAGCGCUUCCAGCUCUUCAGCCAGUGCUUUGAGCAUGUGUCUGUUGUAAUUGACCAAAUCUAUAAAAGAAUAUGCAGGAACAGCAGUGCACAGGCCAUUCUGAGUGCAGAGAAUCCAGAUGAACCAUACUUGGGUGGCAUCAGCUACAACUGUGUGGCACCAGGGAAACGCUUCAUGUCCAUGGAGAAUCUGUCUGGUGGAGAAAAGGCAAUCGCUGCUCUAGCUUUCAUAUUUGCCAUUCACAGCUUCCGACCUGCACCUUUCUUCAUCUUGGAUGAGGUGGAUGCAGCCCUGGACAACUCUAACAUUGGCAAGGUGACCAGUUUCAUCAGAGAGGAGUCCAAGGACAACAUGCAGAUCAUCAUCAUCUCCCUGAAGCAGGAGUUUUUCUCCCGGGCAGACGCACUGCUGGGAGUCUAUUCAACUUUUGAUGAAUGCAUGUUCAGUCGCAUUCUGACCUUGGACCUGCGCCCCUACCCUCUGGUUGAAGAGGAACGGGACACAGACCAGGAGAGCACACCACAGGGUUCUUGUAGCCUGGAAUCACAUGCAUGAAGCCAAAGUUUGGGAUUCCCUUUUGUCGUUGUUAAUUGGCUUCGGUUCUUACUGUUGUUGUCUUUUGACCAAGUAGUUAUCUCAAAAGUCUCUCAAAGUUUUUACUGUUUGAUUGGAUUUGCGAGGCCUUAUUUGAGCAGAUUAUGUGUUUUUGCUUUUUCUUGUGUAGAAUUCAGGUAAAUUUCAUCAAUUACAAGACUGAGUGGUGACAAGGGAAGAAUAACCCCAAGUCUGGUCUAACAUAAAACAACCACAUAUUCAGGAGAACUCUGCUCAUCUGAAAUGUGGUUCCUGUUGAGCUGUUCAAAGUGGAUAAAUGUUGGUAUAUCAAGAACUUGUUUUACUUGAACUGUUUUGUAUUUAAGUUGUGCUUUUAGGCAUGACUUAUGUUCUGUUCAUUAAAUCUACAUAGCUGAAGAUACUGUGUGCACUAACAUUUUUUAAUAUUGAAACCUAAUAAAUACAUCCUGCAUUGUU
Messenger RNA from Amphiprion ocellaris (clown anemonefish), 6770 nucleotides. RefSeq names its product structural maintenance of chromosomes 1B (gene smc1b). Gene Ontology annotation, biological process: sister chromatid cohesion. Gene Ontology annotation, molecular function: ATP binding; protein binding; ATP hydrolysis activity. Bases 2547 to 6293 code for a protein of 1248 amino acids. Gene Ontology annotation, cellular component: cohesin complex; chromosome; nucleus. The transcript is spliced from 25 exons. Lineage: Eukaryota; Metazoa; Chordata; Actinopteri; Pomacentridae. The record is from RefSeq and is a predicted model, not a curated record.